Molecule: messenger RNA, 2037 nt
Organism: Effrenium voratum
Lineage: Eukaryota; Dinophyceae; Suessiales; Symbiodiniaceae
Source: the annotation of a GenBank genome assembly
AUGACUUCCAAGUCAUUCUGGUCUUGGGUGACCCCCAGUGCUCCCCUGUUUGGACAGCAGCAGUGCAACAGCUGGAGAUCGGCGAGAAGGCGAGAUUCGCUCUCUCGCGGAAAGCCCUUGACUUCAACCCAGAGAGUUUGGCGCCAGACGACUCCUGCUCAAGCUGGGAGGAUUCGCGUGCAGGAAGUGGAGGAUGUGGCGGAAGAUUUCCAGCAGCUGCUUGAGAUCGAGACCAGCGGCGGCAAAGAGCGGGCGGAGGACCUGGACAAUGUAGCCGUGCACUGGAGGGUGCGAAGGUGGAUGCCCGAGGGCACCUUUUGCAUUGCCAGCAGCCGUGAGCGCCUUGCCAUCAUGCCAGGUUACGGGCUGGUGCCCAUCGAAGACCAGAACGCACCACCAGUGCAGAUCGCAGUUGGUGAAGGCCAGCAGGAGGCGGUGGAGCUCAUUGCCUCUAAGAUUGGCCCUGGCGGCAAGGGCCACCUCUUCCUGAAGAGCCAAGCCAUGAAGAUGAACCGACCCAAUGGGUGUGUCAUCAUGGACGUGGAGGUUGUUGCUAUGGAUGCCAACAGGGGGCCGGGCACGCCGGGUUGGAAGGGGUGGCAGAGCCUGGUCAACGAGCGCGAGGUUGGGGACCAGUGGCUCGAAGAGGCGGAUGCCCGAAGGAAGCAGCUGGAAACCUUCGGCACCCUGCGAAAGUCCACAGAGGACUCCAAGGGGGCGGAGCUGCACGUGGCAGACCAGGUCCACAAGUUCGCCUACAAUGCCGAGCGUCGCUACCGCCGCGCUUUGAAGUGGAUUGAGAUGGACAAAAAGGAGGACCGGAAGCUCCAGCUAGAGCAGGCCACGCUGAGGAUGCGCUUAGCGAAGGCCAUGUCUUUGCGGCACAUGCGCUUCGGCGAAAACCCGGAGCCCGCCACGGACGAUGAGAAGGCUGCGCUGAAGGAGUCCCAGGACUUGCUGGCUGAGGUCCUUCAAGUGAGCGAGGCUCUCAACAACGCCUCCAUCAGAUACGAAUGCAUGAAGAUGAACCUGCAGGUCUGCAUCCAGGCCGAGAAUGUGACAGAGGCUAGAAAGGUCCUCACUCAGCUGCAGGAGGAUCGACCAGAUGACGAAGACCUGAAGAGUGACAACGCCAGGCCUGAGCAAAUCUCAGGCACAUGCGAAGGCCCAAGCUCAGAGGAGGAGAAUGUCAAGCUUCCUCAGCAGUCUGUUGGAGCAGUGCUGCAUGGCACAGGCGAGUGCAGGCCAUGCGCCUGGUUCUGGAAGCCGCAAGGCUGCCGCAACGGCAAAGAAUGCCUCCACUGCCACCUGUGCCUGAGCAAUGAGAUCAAGAUCCGCAAGAAGAAGAACUGGUUGCAGCACAAGGGUGGCGAGAAGCAGGCUGAGAAGGUGCCGGAUGUGCAGGCUUCGCAGAUUGUGCGAUCCACGCUGGGGCUCGGACCACCCCCCGGACUGGCAGCGUCAGGCCCUAUGUGGAUUGCCCCAGGCGACAGUGACCUGGGUGAGGGAGCACGUGGUCCCAGCUAUGUGGGGCCUGGAGAGGUGAGGCGAGAGCUGCAGGACUUCCAAGACGGCCAGGGCCUAUCCGGGCUCAUGACUCGGGCAGGCGAGAUCGAAUUUGGCCGUGAUUAUCUUCAGGCACUCUUUUCUGACGACGCCGUGACUGACGGCCGAGUGCCAUGGCCACCUACACCGCUGCCUUCCCGUGGCUCUGCCAAGCACAGUGCCGGAGAGUGCAGGCCAUGCGCGUGGUUUUGGAAGAAGGGCUGCCUGAAUGGAGAGCUUUGCCAGCAUUGUCAUCUUUGCCCGGAAGGCGAAAUUCGUCGCAAGAAGAAGGCCAAGAAUGAGGGGCGGGACAAGUACAACAUUGACAUGCCUUUGAGGCCGGCCAAUAGCUUCGAUCAAGGGUGCUCAGUUUGGAAGCUGCCGGAUGCCGCUGCCUCCUCCACGAUCUUCGAUCUGCCCUUUGGCCACGGGCCUGGCCUGCGGAUUGAUCGACCAACUUUCUCAAUAGCCGAUGCUGCCAGUGCAGUUUGA